AUGGAUGUUGCAGACAACUGGGAGGAUCUCCUCGAUGAGGUUGAGGAACCAGCAGCUCCUCCUUGCUCUCCUGAGCCAGCAGAGACACCAAAGAAGUCAUCAAAGAGCCCAGUGCAGCAGAAGCAGCAGCAGCAGCAGCAGCAGCAGAAGCAGCAGACAGCACUUGAUGCAGCAGAAGAGCGUCGACUAAAGAAGCAGUAA
This is a messenger RNA of Eimeria maxima, 201 nucleotides long. RefSeq lists its product as hypothetical. Lineage: Eukaryota; Apicomplexa; Conoidasida; Eucoccidiorida; Eimeriidae. The record is from RefSeq and is a predicted model, not a curated record. The transcript has 3 exons. The coding region runs from base 1 to 201 and encodes 66 amino acids.